GCGACGCAGAGAAGAAGCAGCUGUGAUGACAUGAAUCCUCCCGGUGAGGAAGAGGAAGAUUCCCUCCUUCAUUCCUCUGUGAGCGACUGAAAACAUCAACAUGGCGUCUGAAGGCUUCACCCACAUCCAGGACAGAGACACAGAGAAGGACCGGCUGCUCUCCUCCACGACCAGCUAUGGGUCCCAGGACCUCCUCGGGGGUGGGAGCCCACGCCCCCCCGCUGGGCUGGAGGACUCUGAGCCCCCCCACCAGCAUCAGGAGGAAGAGGAGGAGGAGGCGCUGAGGAGGAAACUCAAGUACUUCUUCAUGAGCCCCUGUGACAAGUAUCACGCUAAAGGACGCAAGCCGUUCAAACUGGGCCUGCAGCUGCUGAAGAUCAUCAUCGUCACUGUGCAGUUGGUUCUGUUCGGACUCAGCAACCAGAUGGUUGUGACGUUUAAAGAGGAAAACACGGCGGCGUUCAAACACCUUUUCCUGAAGGGUUAUGAGGAGAGCGCUCCUCAGGCAGUGCACACGCAGAAGGAGCUGUACGACCACAUCCACUUCGCCAUCGACCAGUACCUGGCUCUACCGGACAUCUCACUGGGACGGUACGCCUACGUGUUGGGCGUCGGCGCCAACGGGAGCGCUCUGUCCCUCUGCCAGAGGUUCUUCAGGAAGGGAACCAUCGACCCGGUCAAUGACACGUUCGACAUCGACCCCCAUGUGGUCACCGCUUGCCUCGGAGUGGAUCCUGUGAGUUACAGCGUUGGAAACAGUGACUACAAGAAUUUCACUCUCAAGUUUCACAAGCUGAUCAAUGUGACAGUUGACUUCCAGCUGAAGGCUAUCAACAUCCAGACCAUCAUAAACAAUGAAAUCCCCGACUGCUACACCUUUGCCAUCACGAUCCUCAUGGAUAACAAAGCGCACAGUGGCAAAGUGAAGAUCAGUCUCCUGAACCAGGUGUCCAUAACCGAGUGUAAAGACCCCAAUGUGUCCGGGCACGCGGAGAGCUAUGCCCGGGAGAUGUUUGACGUGCUGGUGGCGGUGGUUUGUCUCUUGUCCCUGCUGCUGUGUGGACGCUCCAUCCUCAGAGGCAUCGUCCUGCAAUAUGAGUACGUGCACUUCUUCAAUCACACACUCUGCCGCAGCGUGAGCUGGGGAGACCGGAUGGAGUUCAUCAACGGCUGGUACCUUCUGCUCAUCAUCAGCGACUUGUUCACCAUCGUCGGGAGCUUCAUCAAGAUUGGGAUAGAGUCCAAGAGUUUGUCAUCGUAUGAUGUGUGCGCGAUCCUGCUGGGAACCUCCACCCUGCUGGUGUGGGUGGGAGUCAUCCGCUACCUCAGCUUCUUCCAGAAGUACAAUAUCUUGAUUGUGACUCUUCGAGCUGCUUUUCCAAACGUUAUCCGCUUCUGCUGCUGUGCCGCUGCCAUUUACCUGGGCUACUGCUUCUGUGGGUGGAUCGUGCUCGGCCCGUAUCACGCCAAGUUCCGCUCCCUGUCCAUGGUUUCCGAGUGCCUGUUUUCUCUCAUCAACGGGGACGACAUGUUUGUGACGUUCGCUGAGAUGGAGCGAAGCGGCACCCUGGUGUGGAUCUUCAGCCAGGUCUACCUCUACACCUUCAUCUCCCUCUUCAUCUACAUGGUGCUGUCCCUCUUCAUCGCACUCAUCACCGGAGCCUACGACACCAUCAUGGCCCAGACACAGGAGCAGGUGCGCGUCACUGACCUUCACGUCUUCACCGCUGAGUGCACGGACACGCCCUGCUCCGGCAAGUUCCGUGGACCCGAGGGCUCGUCCUGCUCCUUCCUCUGCUGCUGCGAGUGGUGAAGAGGAGAAACCCAGCAGGGACGAUGAAUGUCUUGACAGUGGAAGGACUGACCUUGGAACAUAAUGUCCUCUGCGCCCCGGGUUUGAAUUUUGCAUUUAAAUUAAUUCUGGACCAGUAGAAGGCACUUAUCAGUCACAAGGCCAAUUACCUGCUUUUGUACUGUAUGAAUAAUUUAUUGUCUCUUUCUGAGUUGUUAGUUUGUUGAGGCUUUGAUGACGAGACACUUGACGCCAGUUAACACGACUGGACUCGGCCCACCAAGUAAAAAGCAAAUGUUCUCUUAAAUGAUGUAUGUUUUUAUAAUUUUACUGUCCAACACGGCUACUUAGGAGACAUUCUUUUGUGACCAGUGAUUAUGUAAAUAUAUGUAAAGAUCUGGACGUUCAUGGCAGAAGUAGAAUAGACACAAGGGAGGCAGGCAAGCAGAAAAACGAGCGGCCAUUAACUGCCGUGUGUGUGCAUUAGCUCCUGCAACACUUUUCAUCUAUUUGGUCCUUUCCUCACUCCUCGUCCCUUUCAUUUAAGUCCCGCCUGUAACUAUGUUGAGAUGACGGCUGCACGAGGAGGGUCGAGCCCUGCAGCCGACCAGUCAGUCAUCAAUAUGUAUGAGCUGCUUCUGCUGUAAAGAGCCAGGUGCACUAAUGCACUGCAAGGUCGGGCAUUUUCGCCGUUUGUUUUUUAAAGUGCUGCACACGAGGCAGCAAAAAAAAUGUCACAGAAAAAAAUGUUAAGAUUUGCACAUUGUCCCGGACUCGUCAGCCCUUUUAGCCAACGUCUUGUAUUUGUUAUAACAAGAUGAAUCACAAAGAUGUGUCAGUAUCUCCAGGAAACAGGAACAACUGAUUAACUUGAUUUCCCUUGUGUAUUUUUAAUGAUUUUUUUAUGUUUUCAUGCUGUUUUUAUCCAUGUAAAUUGCACAUUUCUAUGGUUUAACCAUUUUCAUUUAAAGGUACAGUGUCAGACCAAGUCGACGUCGUUACACUGACAUUAAAACCAUGUGUAGAAGGUUCCUAUCUCGUUCAUCGUGUCCAUGAAUGACAAGGAUCCCGUCCACAAACCAGCAGUUCUUCAUUGAUGCUUUUUAAAGACACGUCACUGUUGCAGGAACUUACUGAAGUGGUGAUGUCCCGCUGGCUGUGGAAGGUCAAAUGAAGGACGCUAAAUGGAAAAGGGACGUUCACUGCACAAAUUCUGAUCAGGAGAAAACAGAACAAAUGCUUUUGUAUUGUUGUGUCGUGUUUACUUAAUUUCUGGGAUCUUGUUUACAGUCACUACAGGUACGUUCAUUUCUGUUUAUGUGCACUUCAUGAAGAGGGAUGUUCAGCUUCUCUUGAUUUUAAUGUGUCACUUGGGAGUCGUACAGCACAACGGAGCUCAGCACUGUGGAUGAAAUGCAUCUGUUAAUGUUCUCCUGACACUCCUCGGAAGGUAAAUCUGAUUUAGGAGAAACCGUUUUACUGCUCACUACGUUUGUUUACACGUAUUCAGUAUGCUGUUUUAAUUAUUGCUUGUUAAAAGGGAGUUUAUCUGUUAAGGCACCGGAGGAAGUUGUACAGGUUUUUAUCCUCUUUUGUAUUGAAUGUUUUCUGACAGGAUUCUUUCUUCUUCUAUUAUCAUAGGAAUAAGCUGUGUCAAAUGAAUAAACCAAUAAUCUAAUGAAAUGUUAUUUUAUCAUGCUACCACAACUGAGUUCAAUAUUUAUCGUUUUCAAACUUAAGAUUCCCUCAAUUGUUUUGGUUAAAUUUUGGAAUUUUAAUAUUUAAUAAGCAUGUUUUUGCUGCCUUGAUAAACCAGGAUGUGAACAUGGAUUAUUAAUCAUUGUUAUAAUUGUUAUGCACUAACUUGCCAAAUAUAAUCAACGUAAUAUUAUAAAAUGAAAAUCUAAACUUAAAUGUGAUGCCAAUGGAGAAAACAAAAUAAAAAAAUAAAAAACUGUUACCAUGGGAAAUAAGAUCAAUGAAACAGCAUUUCAUAAU
Molecule: messenger RNA, 3790 nt
Organism: Limanda limanda (common dab)
Lineage: Eukaryota; Metazoa; Chordata; Actinopteri; Pleuronectiformes; Pleuronectidae
Product: mucolipin-1-like
Exons: 14
Coding region: 101-1813 (570 amino acids)
Cellular component (GO): plasma membrane; lysosomal membrane
Molecular function (GO): NAADP-sensitive calcium-release channel activity
Source: RefSeq, a predicted model, not a curated record